This is a messenger RNA of Cyprinodon variegatus (sheepshead minnow), 1686 nucleotides long. It is a transcript of the gene c8a, whose product is annotated as complement component 8, alpha polypeptide. The transcript has 11 exons. Gene Ontology annotation, cellular component: membrane attack complex. Gene Ontology annotation, molecular function: protein binding. Gene Ontology annotation, biological process: immune response. Lineage: Eukaryota; Metazoa; Chordata; Actinopteri; Cyprinodontiformes; Cyprinodontidae. The coding region runs from base 1 to 1686 and encodes 561 amino acids. The record is from RefSeq and is a predicted model, not a curated record.
AUGGGGGAGCACAGGAGGGCCAGAGCUACGAACAGACUAGCACCCAUCGACUGCAAAGCGGGGAGCUGGUCAUCUUGGACACAAUGUGACUCCUGCACGGAUAAAAAGUCCCGUUUCCGACUGUUGGAGAAACCUGCACAGUUUGGUGGGACAGACUGUAUUGGGAUGCUGUGGGAACAGCUGGUGUGUCCAAGGGCAACUACACAGUGUAUGGUCAAGGAUUACUGCGGAGAGAGUUUUACCUGCAAAGAAACAGGUCGCUGCAUCAGCCAGUCUCUUCGCUGCAAUGGUGAACCAGACUGCGACGACUUCUCUGACGAAGAACAAUGUGAGCGUAUCAACCAAAGACUAGACAAGUGCUCAACCCUGAUGCCAAUUCCUGGUGCUGAACGUAGCACACAGGGGUAUAACGUCCUAACUAGAGACUUCAUGGAUCCUGUGCUCGACCCAAAGUACUUUGGAGGAAGGUGUGAAUAUGUCUAUAAUGGAGAUUGGAGCAAAUUAAUAUAUGAUGCAUUGUGUGAGAGCCUGCAGUACAAUGAAGAUGAGAAGAACUACCGGAAACCUUAUAACUACCAUACUUACCGUUUUGUGGCCGAAGCCACAUCAAAGGGCUCUGAUGAAUAUCAUGAGGAUCUACAAAGCCUGCUGAAAGCGAGGGAGACCAUGUCGUCCGUCAACAGUGGUGUAUCUGUUGGGAUCGCUUUUGUGGAAGUUGGACUCAGUGGCAGCAAAGAAUCUGAGUUCCUCAACAACAUCACAAAAUAUCAAAGUCAGGACUUUGGCUUCAUUAGACUUUGGUCCAAAGUGCAAACUGCCCACUUCAAAAUGCGAAGCAACCAGUUGAUGCUUCACGAAGAUUUAUAUGUUGCACUCAUGGAGCUACCUGAGCAGUAUGACUUUGGCACUUACACCCGCUUCCUGAACACCUUUGGCACCCACUACGUCACAGAGGGAACCAUGGGAGGAACUCUGGAAUAUGUUGCUGUUCUAAACAAAAGAGCUAUGGCCGAGUCAAAUAUCGAUGCAAAAACAUUUCAGAAAUGCUUCGGUGUUUCUCUUGGCAUAACUAUUCCAGCCAGUGAAAAUAGCAAAUUCAGUUUUAAGGUAAAGAUAAAUGACUGUGAAAAGGACAAGAAUAUUUAUAAAGCAAACUCCUCUGAAUCUGCUGUGGUUGAGGACAUUAUCACUCUGGUAAAAGGGGGGGUCACUGAAACUGGUUCAGGACUCCUGGCCAUCAGGAACCAGGAAACAUACAGAAAGUGGGGAGCAUCUCUCAAAUACAACCCAGCUUUGAUUGACUUUGAGAUACUGCCGAUUUAUGAGGGCCUCCGCCUCAGCACGGCAGCUGACCAUGCAUCCUCGAGAAUAGACAACCUGGAAAGGGCCAUAGAUGAGUAUUUGCAGCAGUUUGAUGCUUGUCGAUGUGCCCCCUGCAGGCACAAUGGGAUCCCUGUCCUUUCAGGCACCUCCUGUAGCUGUGUGUGUAAAUCAGGCUUUCAGGGCAUGGCUUGUGAGGAGACUCUUAGACGAGAUGCCAAGACGGACGGCUCAUGGUCCUGCUGGGGGUCAUGGUCUUCCUGUUCAUCAGGGACAAAAACCAGGACAAGAAUCUGCAAUAAUCCUGCACCAGAGAGGGGUGGGGCGACUUGCCUGGGGUCAGCCUCUCAGACUCGUCAAUGCUAA